Neltuma alba is the source of this 1825-nucleotide messenger RNA. RefSeq names its product DEAD-box ATP-dependent RNA helicase 38. The record is from RefSeq and is a predicted model, not a curated record. The transcript has 8 exons. Lineage: Eukaryota; Viridiplantae; Streptophyta; Magnoliopsida; Fabales; Fabaceae. Gene Ontology annotation, molecular function: ATP binding; RNA helicase activity; nucleic acid binding. The coding region runs from base 89 to 1591 and encodes 500 amino acids.
AGUUGGAAAAGCAAUCCCGCAAAUCUGGUUCUGCGGUCUCUCUCUCGAUCCAAGGUCAGUCCUCUGCUAGCAUAUUGCACGCUCUGCUAUGGCGGAAUCAGCAUCUGGUGACUCGUCCAACACCACUCCGCCUCCGGAGGGCAAACCAGCGGCUACCCAGCAUAAAAGUUGGGCUGAUGAAGCUGAGGAAGAAGUUCCACCAGAAACGAAUCCCGCUUCCAGUUCAUCAUCGGUGUCCUCGCUUAACGUUGACGGAUUAGCCAUCGACGAGAAUAAGAAGACUGCUAAGUUCUUGGACGAACCGGAGGACUCCAACAUUCAAGCGGUUUUUUCCGGUGAUACUCCAUAUACCUCGGCGAGCACCUUUGAAGAUUUGAAUCUUACUCCGGAGUUGCUAAAAGGAUUGUAUGUUGAGAUGAAAUUUCAGAAGCCUAGCAAAAUCCAAGCUAUCAGUUUGCCAAUGAUCUUGAGCCCUCCUUUUAAGGAUCUGAUUGCACAGGCACAUAACGGUUCAGGCAAGACAACAUGUUUUGUGCUUGGGAUGCUAAGUCGUGUUGACCCGAACCUGAGGGCUCCUCAAGCUCUUUGCAUUUGUCCAACUAGAGAAUUAGCUAUUCAGAAUACGGAAGUUCUUCGAAAGAUGGGGAAAUACACUGGGAUUACUUCAGAAUGUGCCAUACCAGCAGACAGCAGAGAUACUAUUCCAAUAGCAAAACGGGCACCUAUUAUGGCACAAGUAGUAAUUGGGACUCCUGGAACAAUUAAGAAGUGGAUGUCAUAUAAGAAACUUGGUGCCGCCAGAUUAAACAUUCUUGUCUUUGAUGAGGCUGAUCAAAUGCUUGCAGAGGAUGGUUUUAAAGAUGAUUCUUUGAGGAUAAUGAAAGAUAUAGAAAGAGUCAAUUCUAAGUGUCAGGUUCUUCUGUUUUCUGCUACAUUUAAUGAAAUUGUCAAGAAUUUUGUUUCGAGAACGGUUAAGAAGGAUCACAAUCAACUUUUUGUAAAGAAAGAAGAGCUAUCUUUAGAGGCAGUGAAGCAAUACAGGGUGAAUUGCCUUGAUGAACUCUCUAAGAUUGAAGUGAUCAAAGAUUACAUCUUUGAAAUAGGAGAGAAUGUGGGCCAAACUAUCAUAUUUGUGCGCACAAGAAAUAGUGCGAGCAUGUUGCACAAAGCUCUCGCUGAUUUGGGCUACGAGGUCACUUCCAUACAAGGCGCUCUUCAGCAUGAGGAAAGAGAUAAGAUUGUCAAGGAGUUCAGAGAUGGUUUGACUCAAGUUCUGAUAUCAACUGAUGUUCUUGCCCGAGGCUUUGAUCAACAACAGGUUAAUUUGGUUAUUAAUUAUGAUCUUCCAUUGAAAUAUACUGCGGAGUAUACUCGUGAACAAGAGCCCGAUUAUGAGGUGUAUUUGCACAGGGUUGGGAGAGCUGGACGUUUUGGGCGCAAGGGGGCUGUAUUUAACCUCAUAUGUGGUGAAAGGGACGCAAAUCUCAUGGCGAAGAUUGAGAAGCACUUUGGCACCCAUUUAACUGAGGUCCGAGAAAAAAGCGUUGAGGACUAUAAAGGAGCUCUUAGGGAGGCUGGUUUAUUGCAAUGAUUUGAAGCCACAUUUGCUAAAGGGAAUCUAGAACAUUCUGUUGAAUUUAAAUUCACCGAUCAGUGGCUUCUCUUUUAUUUGUUUAUUUUUCAAAAGGGAAUAUAUCGUAUAGUGGUGGAUAUUGUUCUCCGAAAUGUGUUUGAAUAGUGUGUUUGUAAUGGGGUUAAUCUUCAGAGUGAACUUCAACUUUCAUUUUAGCUAUGCAACUCUUUGGGUGAUGCCGACCACAAAGAA